UAUUAUUAUAAAUCAUAAAGAAUUUGUGUUACACUUCAAAUGUAAUGAUACAAGUUUCUUCAAACAUGUUUAAGUUCCAUUAUUUUCCACCAAGCAGUAUUAAAAAGAGAAGUGUUAGUGACAAGACAGUUUUACAAUCAUUAUGAAUUAUCACAGUAAUAGUAAAACUUUACAAAAUAGAAAGUAAGCAAAGUAGCAAGAUGGGAACACGUAAAAGUAUAGCGAAUGUGUUGCUGGAGGGACCGGCACAUUCGACUCCGGUAUCUUCAUCGCCACUGCGACGGAAAUCAAUUUUUAUACAAAAAUCGGGUCUCCCUUCACGUUUAUCAGAAAAUGACGAUGAAGCAGAACGUUUGGCUCGUCGCCGUGAAAUUAAUUCUUUUUCAACGCCAGUUUCUAUUACGAACAAUAAUGACAGAAGACGUUCUUUGGGCCUUAGUUUCUUGGUAAACAUGCCAAGUCAACAAAUGUCAGAGCGUAUAUCUCAGUGUAUAAAACUUGGUACAGAAAACAAGAUCAAUCCUAAAAAUGCAUUCAGUUUAGAGAUGAUUGACUUCAUGACAUACAUGAUCAAGAAGCAAGAUGCCAACAUGUCUAAUUUACAAGUAGCCAGUACAUCUUUGGAUGUAAGUACCAAAAUUUAUGGAUUUCGCGUUGAUGGUGUACAUAUGGAAUUAUUGAAAAUGAUGGGUGGACUAGACAAAAACAAUGAAAUUCCAGGGGGUAAUGAUACAGAACCAAUGGACAGCCAAGAAAGAAACGAAGUUGGUCAAGUACAAGAACAGCUGAAGAAAAAGAAAAAGAAAAAGAAAAAUAAACAGAGAAUAUUUACCACAGUAGAAGCUAUAAGAAUAAAAGUUGAAACUGAGAAACCUUCUUUGAUAACUAUGGAAGCAGAUUUGCAAACUACAGACAUGUUGUACCAAGCGAUGUUGCCAAACCAUGCAAACUCAAAGUUUUAUCUGCACCCAUACAAUGAUAUUCUGGUGGAUACAGUGGAACAUACAGAGACACAAGAUAAUGAUGUGGGUUGUGGUAUUCCAAACAUAGAAGACUUUUCAAACAUGCAAAUCUGUCCACCUAUGUUUUAUUUUGAUUUUCAAAGUUGGAAUGCAGAUGAAGAACCAGUGGAGAUUGAACCAGAAAGAACUAAUGAAAACAGAUUUCAAUUUGAUCUUGAUGCAUCCUUGCCUCACGACAAUGAACUUUUGCACACUGGUAUGAAUUAUUUAGAUCUUGAAGAUAACGAUAAGGAAAAUGUAGACAGAUGUGCUAAAGUACCUAAUAACGUAGAAAACAUUGUAGAUUUUCGUGACGUUUUAACUACCACUGUGCCAUCUAAAGUGUCGGAAUAUUCGUUUAUUCAGAAAAGCUUAAAUAUACAUUGGGCAGGCCCAUCUCAUUGGAAAGUUACUAACUUCAAAAAAAUGUUAGGUAACAGUAAAAUGGUUGAAAUGUGUCGUCAAGGACCAGGUAGGAAAAAAAAGGAAAUAGAACUGUGUUUUGAUGAUAAAACAGUUGAAAGCGUGGAAGGUAAAUUUAUGCAUAGUCGGUGUACCACACUACAUGCUAAAACUGCUAAAAUGGAAUGGAAUGAGGAAAUAUUAACAUUACCACCAGAUAUGCAUUAUGAUAUUAUGCAAGGUAAUAAACUGUAUUUUCAAUCAAUUACAAUUAAACAAUCUGAAAACACAGAUGAAAUGGACACAACUCAUUUGUCUGACAAUAUAGAAUAUUAUAAUUAUGAAAAUGAACAUGACACGUCAAGGUAUCGUCCUGAAACAAAUGAUCCAACAUGUGACAGAUCUGAAGGAAAUUGUGCAAUUGAUAAUGGUACUAGAUCUGAAGAGGAAUGUGUGCCACCAUCACAAGCUUAUACUGGAGACAAUUUAGUUGCCUUACCCAGACUGAUAAAUAAGUCAACUAUUCCAUACUGCGUACGUGCAAAGAAAAUUGACAUGAGACAGUUGAAAAAAGUCAUUUGGACAUGUUUAACUACAGAUAGUGAGAAAGAUGUAAAUUUACACACAGAUGUAGAAAAAAAUCAACAAGAUGCAAGUAGUAAAAUGAACAGUAAUAAGAAAUUCACUGAAAUUUAUAAAAAGCUCCCAAAUUUAUUAACGAAAAAUACUGCAAACUCGUUAAGUUUUCCGAUUUCCUUUGUGUCUCUAUUACAUUUAGUAAAUGAAAAAGCAUUGAAACUAACUGCUUCUCCUGACAUGACAGACCUUAUUGUAGAGCAAGAUUGACUGUUCAAUUAAGAAAAGUACAAAGCGCUUGUACAUUA
Dufourea novaeangliae is the source of this 2287-nucleotide messenger RNA. Its product is annotated as condensin complex subunit 2-like. The transcript is spliced from 3 exons. Gene Ontology annotation, molecular function: chromatin binding. The record is from RefSeq and is a predicted model, not a curated record. NCBI's taxonomy places the organism in Eukaryota, Metazoa, Arthropoda, Insecta, Hymenoptera, Halictidae. The coding region runs from base 201 to 2249 and encodes 682 amino acids. Gene Ontology annotation, biological process: mitotic chromosome condensation. Gene Ontology annotation, cellular component: condensin complex.